AUGAUAUAAUAGAUUAAAAAAUAUAACGAAUUAGAAGAAUUUUAAAAUUCUUCUCUUUUGUCUCACUAGGUUCUCCAUAUUGAUUUUCGUUACAAUAAAAUUGUAUAUGAAGGUGCAUCAGGUUUAUGUUCUGCUUUAGCAAAUUGCAUUAAUCUCUCAAAUUUGACACUUUACCUUAGUGAAAAUUAUAUUGGUGAUGAAGGUGCAUCAGGCUUAGGUUCUGCUUUAGCAAAUUGCAUUAAUCUCUCAAAUUUGACACUUCUUCUUAGUUAGAACUAAAUUGGUAACGAAGGUGUAUCAGGCUUAGGUUCAGGUUUAGCGAAUUGCAUUAAUCUCUCAAAUUUAUCACUUGAUGUUAGUAGCAAUAAAAUUGGUGCAAUUGGAGCAUCAGGCAUAGGUUCUGCUUUAGCAAAUCGUAUUAAUCUCUCGAAUUUGACACUUAAUAUUAGAUGGAAUUAAAUUGGUGAUGAAGGUACAUCAGGCUUAGUUUCUGGUUUAGCAAAUUGCAUUAAUCUCUCAAAUUUAUCACUUAAUGUUAGUGAAAAUAAAAUUGGUGCAAUGGGUACAUCAAGCUUAGGUUUUGCUUUAGCAAAUUGCAUUAAUCUCUCAAAUUUGACACUUAAUUUUGGGAGUAAUAAAAUUGGUGAUGAAGGUGUAUUAGGCUUAAGUUCUGCUUUAGCAAAUUGCAUUAAUCUCUCAAAUUUGACACUUAAACUUAACUGGAAUUAAAUUGGUGCAAUGGGUGCAUCAGGCUUAGGUUCUGCUUUAGCAAAUUGCAUUAAUCUCUCAAAUUUAACACUUGAUCUUGAUGGAAAUUAAAUUGGUGCAAUGGGUGCAUCAGGCUUAGGUUCUGCUUUAGCAAAUUGCAUUAAUCUCUCAAAUUUGACACUUCAUCUUAGGAGCAAUGAAAUUGGUGAUGAAGGUGUAUUAGGCUUAAGUUCUGCUUUAGUAAAUUGCAUUAAUCUCUCAAAUUUGACACUUCAUCUUAUGAGCAAUAAAAUUGGUGAUGAAGGUGUAUUAGGCUUAAGUUCUGCUUUAGCAAAUUGCAUUAAUCUCUCAAAUUUGACACUUGAUCUUGAGGGCAAUACUAAAAUUGGUGAUGAAGGUGCAUCAGGUUUAGGUUUUGCUUUAGCAAAUUGCAUUAAUCUUUCAAAUUUGACACUAUAACUUGAAUGCAAAAGAAUUAGUUUUAAAGAUGCUUUAGGCUUAGGUUCUGCUCUAGCAAAUUGCAUUAAUCUCUCAAAAUUGACACUUAAGUUUCGAUAUAUUAAAUCCAUCAAUAAAUCGUAAAAAUUCUAAAUAUUAAAUAAGUGCAUUAAAUCAAAAAGAUUAGUUGUCUUUAGAAUUUAUUUUUUUUGAUAAACAAGUGGCGAAAAGGAAGAAUAAAAGCUAAAUGUUUAAAUAAUAGAAUAUUUUAUGUUUUAUUAAAAUAUAGAAAGAUAGAUUAUUAUUGUUUUUAAAUUUAUAAAAAAUUAUAUUUUUGUAA
Messenger RNA from Tetrahymena thermophila SB210, 1486 nucleotides. Its product is annotated as cyclic nucleotide-binding domain protein. Gene Ontology annotation, biological process: nucleocytoplasmic transport; activation of GTPase activity. The record is from RefSeq and is a predicted model, not a curated record. Gene Ontology annotation, molecular function: small GTPase binding; GTPase activator activity. NCBI's taxonomy places the organism in Eukaryota, Ciliophora, Oligohymenophorea, Hymenostomatida, Tetrahymenidae. The transcript has 16 exons. Gene Ontology annotation, cellular component: nucleus; perinuclear region of cytoplasm; cytosol.